Molecule: messenger RNA, 2262 nt
Organism: Brenthis ino (lesser marbled fritillary)
Lineage: Eukaryota; Metazoa; Arthropoda; Insecta; Lepidoptera; Nymphalidae
Source: the annotation of a GenBank genome assembly
AUGUUAAAUUAUUACAAUUCUCGCAACUAUUUUACUUUCACAAGAGCGCUCUUAGUAGCGCUAUGCAUUGUGUACGCGACGUCGUUGAGUCCGCUGAGUGUGACUGUAGACGACGACUGCGCGCUCUACCUAACAGGACCCGGCAGAUCUUCAGCUUAUGACUACAGCUUGAACCUACUCAAAGGAAAUUUCGCAUACGACGGGCAACACACCUGUAUAACAUACGAAGCCAUUAAUCAAGCCUAUCUAGAUGCCAGGAACAGAAUUCUGGUAUCACAGCCAAAGGGUGAUUGGAAAGCUGAAGACUUUGCCAGCGUUGGAGAGCUUAUUCUCGACAUUUCUACUAGUUUAGCGCGCACAUAUGGCUUAACAUACGAAGAAAUAGAAAAGGGUCUACCCCUCAUAGACACUUCCCGUACACUUAUCCGAGAGGUGUGUCCGCCAGUUUUCUCACAUGUAGAGUGCCGAGCAGGAAAAUACCGCCGUCUUGAUGGACUUUGCAAUAACCUGAGACAUCCUACAUGGGGAGCGACUAUGGUACCUUUCCAAAGAUUAAUCGGUCCACUAUUCGCGGACGGUAUCAAUGCGCCGAGAAUAUCGCACACCGGUCGCGACCUGCCUCUGUCCCGAGUGGUCUCGCGUACGAUGCACCCCGAUGAAGGUUUCCAUGACCAUGCUGGUACGGUCAUGGUCAUAGCCUGGGGUCAAUUUAUGGAUCACGACUACACUCUUACUGGAACUCCGCUAGACCCAAUCCACCGCAACGACCCAGAGGAAUGUUGCAAGCGUCCCCCUCACCUCAAGCACCCAUACUGCAAUGAGAUUCGAGUACCCGACGAUGACUACUUCUACAGGCUGUUUGGUGUCAAGUGUAUAGACUUUGUUCGAGGAUUCCCCUCACCACGUCCCGGAUGCCGUCUAGGUUCUCGAGUGCCUUUUAACACGUUAACAGGAGCUAUUGACGGAAACACUGUCUACGGCGUUACAGAGAAAUUCUCAAGAAAGCUACGAACUGGUUACGGUGGACUUUUACGGAUGAAUCCUGUGUUCAAGGAAUAUGGACUAAAAGAUCUUCUCCCUCUUAAAUUGGAUAUUCCUGACGAAGGGUGCACGAGACCUAACAAAAAUAUGUAUUGUUUUGAAGCUGGUGAGAUCCGAGUAAAUGAGCAGCUAGUACUGACAGUGAUGCACACGCUGAUGGCGCGCGAACACAACCGGGUGGCGACCGCGCUCGCCGCCGUCAACCCGCACUGGGAUGACGAGACCCUGUUCCAAGAGGCGAGGAGGAUCAAUAUCGCUGAAAUACAACAUAUAACCUACAAUGAAUUCUUGCCCAUUCUACUUGGUAAAGAUGUUAUGGAGAAAUUUGGUCUGGUGCUAGAAAAGGAGGGUUACUGGGACGGAUAUGAUCCCGAAGUAAAUCCCGAUGUGAUAGCAUCUUUCGCAGCAGCCGCUUAUCGUUUUGGACAUUCACUUUUACCCACUGCCGUGGAAAGAUGGUCUAAAGCUCAUAAAUUUAUUGCAUCAAAGAGGUUAUCCGAUCUUAUAAGAAGACCGUACGAUUUGUACAGAGCUGGUGUUUUAGAUGAGUAUGUUAUGGGUUUAAUGAACCAAGUCGCUCAAGCUAUGGACGAUUCUAUCACUCAAGAAGUGACGAACCAUCUCUUUAAGAAAGUUGGCGCACGAUUUGGAAUGGAUUUGGUUUCUUUCAACAUGCAACGAGGUCGAGAGUUCGGUCUGCCAGGAUAUAUGGAGUUCAGGAAGUUCUGUGGACUUUCUGGAGCUGACUCUUUCCAAGAUUUGUUCGGAUCUAUGGCAAAUGAAACUAUUCAGAAAUACGAAUCCAUUUUCGAACAUCCUAUUGAUGUCGAUUUAUGGUCAGGUGGAGUUUCAGAGAGACCUCUUCCUGGUUCUAUGUUAGGGCCUACCUUCGCUUGCAUCAUCGCCACCCAGUUCUCUUAUUCGAGACGAGGUGAUAGAUUCUGGUUCGAAUUACCAAACCAACCAUCUUCCUUCACACCGGAACAGUUAGUAGAGGUCAGGAAAGCGCGACUUGCUCGUGUUAUUUGCGACAACACCGACAUCAUCGAUACGGUGCAACUUUACCCCAUGGUGUUGCCCGAUCAUGAAUUAAAUCCUCGAGUACCGUGCAGAAGUGGCAUUAUUCCAUCAAUGGACUUUAGUAAAUGGGCUGAACCAACACCUUUCGUAGCAUCGAAGGAAUACGUAAGUAGUUUCUCGUACAACCCCUACCACGGAAAG